GAAGUGUUUGAUAAGAGAAAUUUCCGCGAUUUCUGCUUGACAUUUAAAUUUAGACUUGGCAGCGAGUCCUCAGACAGCUGAUUCCAUCCCAGUCACAAAAUUCUUUCUUUAACAAAUCAAUUAAAAUUUAUCAGCCUAUAAAGAAUUGUUCAAUGAAGGCCGUCGCAAUAAUGCGGCAAAACGCUAAUUGUCGUCCACAUAAUAUUAAAGCAAUGUUCAGUAGCCGGCAUUCCUUUGGCAAGACACGCAAAAUCAACACACUUUAUUUAUUUUAGAAUCAGUUGCUGAUCUCAGGCAUAAAACAAUUAAAGUGAUAAAUCAACAAAAAUAUUUAGUUAAGUGCCCCAAUGGAAGCAAAUAAAAGACAACUAGAGGUGAAGCUCGACCAUGAGUGCAUUUACGUUUUUGAGAGGAAAGAAGAAAUGGCCCCUUCGAAGUUUCGGCGGAAAGUCUGGCAAAUCCUGCCUUCAAUUUCAACCCUUAUGUGUCUACCAUUUGGCAUAAUGCUAGGGUGGCCUUCUCCGACUUAUCCCACUUUGAUCCAGCCCGGGGCUCCAGUCUGGAUCAGCAUGGACCAAAGCGCCAUGAUUGCAGGAUUCCUCAUGAUCGGCAAUACUGUCUCCACCCCUUUUUCGUCAAUCCAGCGAAUAGGAGCCAAAUACGGGAUCAUCAUCGGGGCUAGUCUCAUUACCAUUGGCUGGAUUGUGAUGUGGCAAGCCCGUGACGUCUUCUGGCUACUAGGAAGUCGUUUCCUGAUUGGUGCAGGAAACGGUUUUGGCACCGGUCAAGUCAAACUCUACAUCAACGAAAUCUGUCAAGACUCCCUAGCCCAAACCAUGGCCAAACAAAUCAACCUCUAUGUUUUCCUAGGCGUGUUUCUGGCUUUCUCGUAUGGACCCUUUGUUGAUUUUCGAAAUUUCAGCAUAAUCACUUCAAUCAUAUCAGUUUUGGUCCUGUUUCUUGCCAUUUUCUUGCCAUCAACUCCACGGGAACUGGUCAAAAGUGGCAAAAUGACUGAAGCCCGAAAAUUGAUCGCUUUUCUGAGCCCCGAUUUGAGCGUCAGUGAAGAGAUUGUGAAAAUCAAAGAGCGGAUUAAUGCCCCUGAUAAUAGUAUCAGUUUUUGUGAUUUAGUAAAAAAGGAAAGUUUGCGGAAAAAUUUUGCGAUUUUUGCCUGUUUGGUGUUUUUUCAGCAGUUUUCGGGAGCUCCGGCGACUGUGGUUUACUCGCAAAUGAUUUUUGAGAAGGCACAUUGUCCAAGGCCGGAAAUGUGUGCUUUGGUGUAUUCUCUAAUGUUUUUAAUAGCGAAUUUUUACGGGAUUUUUUGUGUUCCUAGUCACAAUAAAAAAUACGUUCUCUUGUUCUCCUCAAUAGGAGUUUCAGUAUUAUUAGUUUUAAAUAUAAUAGUCUUAGUUGAGGAAGCUAAUGUUCAUUUUUGGCAAUUCACCUCUUUGGUGAUCCUUCUGUUGUAUAUUCUAGUCCAUGUUGUGGGAUUAGGAACCGUUCCUUUCCUCCUAAUCCCUGAGUUAUUUCCCAAAGAAGUAAACAAAAUCAUGGUCCAGUUUUUAAUCAUGUCGAACUCGAUGUUCGCCUUGAUUAUAACAAAAAUCUUCCAGGUUUUAUUAACAAAUUUCGGGUUGGUCACCCCCUUGUGCUUAUUUCUGACGGUUAGUACCUUCUCUAUCAUCUUUGUGAUAAUUUUUGUGCCGAGUAAAAGUAAUAAUAAAUCGAAUAACACGUGACUUCGUUUAUUUCCUCUUACAUAAUAACAACAAUUGACUUAAUUGAUUCAAUUCUACUUAAUCUAAGUUUUUAUCCUCACGAAGUAGUCUCCGCAAUUUCUCCUUCAUCUCUUUGGAUUUUUCAAAGUUUCGUUGGCGUCGAGCAAGUCUCUCUUCUUUCAGGCAUUUGGUCAUUUGGUGGUCGAGGGAAUUACAGUAACCGACGAAUUUCCGAAAGGGGUGUUCAUUGUGACAUUCUUGCAAUAAUCGGAUCAAUUCAUUGCACUUUUCUGAGUGCAAAUGUUGCGACAAAUCUGUAUGCAUUUUGCCAAAUUUACUAAUGAGAAUGACAGUCGUCUAUCAAGUGGGCUUGUGUCAGAACUACACCAGCCAUCUAGCGAACGAUAAUCAAACUUCAACCAAGUAGAAAUCUUGUUAUAAUUUGGCUUUCAAAACACUGAGAGGGCGUUACAAAACGUAAUUUGAAUUUUUUUGACCAAAAAUAACUCAUCGAUUUUACUUUCUUCAAACAAGAUAAAUUUGCGUGCGUUUUGGGCUGUUUAAAUUGCCAGAGAUAAGUUAAAUGUCAAAAAAGCUUAUUGGAGUUCAACAUGCAAUAGAUGACUUGUAUACAAUAAGAACUUAAUUAAAGUCUAUAAGUGCACGUGUCUUUUAUUUAUAAUGGAAUUGAACGUUAAUGGGAUACUAAAUUGAAGAUAUUGACGGUUUGUGGUCCCA
Tribolium madens (black flour beetle) is the source of this 2456-nucleotide messenger RNA. Its product is annotated as solute carrier family 2, facilitated glucose transporter member 8-like. The transcript has 2 exons. Gene Ontology annotation, biological process: transmembrane transport. Gene Ontology annotation, cellular component: membrane. The record is from RefSeq and is a predicted model, not a curated record. Gene Ontology annotation, molecular function: transmembrane transporter activity. The coding region runs from base 348 to 1739 and encodes 463 amino acids. NCBI's taxonomy places the organism in Eukaryota, Metazoa, Arthropoda, Insecta, Coleoptera, Tenebrionidae.